This is a messenger RNA of Hemisphaericaspora subhashii, 846 nucleotides long. It is a transcript of the gene FAD1, whose product is annotated as FMN adenylyltransferase. The transcript is spliced from 2 exons. NCBI's taxonomy places the organism in Eukaryota, Fungi, Ascomycota, Pichiomycetes, Serinales, Debaryomycetaceae. Gene Ontology annotation, molecular function: FMN adenylyltransferase activity. The record is from RefSeq and is a predicted model, not a curated record. The coding region runs from base 1 to 846 and encodes 281 amino acids. Gene Ontology annotation, biological process: FAD biosynthetic process.
AUGCACACCCAAGUGAAUCAAGAAACAAGAGAUCAACAACAUAUCUUUCUACAAAAAUGUGAAGAAGCUUAUAAUUUAGUAGACGGAUAUUUGAAUGAUUCAUUACCAUGGUAUCCAAUAGCAGCUAGACGAACUGGGUUUGUAUUUGAUCCAGAAUUAAGAGAAAGAGUAAAAGAGAAAGUUCUUUUAAGUAUGGAAAAGAUAGAAGAAUCAAUAGAUCUACAUGGACUUGAAGAAAUUGCUAUAUCUUAUAAUGGUGGUAAAGAUUGUCUUGUGAUGUUGGUAUUAUUACUCGCUACUAUUCAUAAAAUGUUUUCAUCUUCACCUUUAGAAAAUCCUUCAUUUAAUUUAUUACCUGCUGAUUAUAAAUUAGAUUCAAUUUAUAUUAAUGCUGAAACUCCAUUUCCAGAAUUAACUGACUUUAUCCAUGAAUCAACUGAAUUCUAUCAUUUGAAUCCAAUAAUCAUUAAAUCUAAUUUAAAAGAUGGUUUUGAAUAUUAUCUUAAAAAAGUUAAUCCAAAUGUUAAAUCUGUCGUGGUUGGUAUCAGAUAUACUGAUCCAUAUGGUCAAGAUUUACAAUAUGAACAAAAAACUGAUCAUAAUUGGCCUGAUUUCUUAAGGAUCCAUCCUAUUUUACAUUGGAAUUAUAUUGAUGUUUGGGAUUUCUUAAUUGGUUGUGAUAUUGAAUAUUGUCCAAUGUAUGAUCAAGGUUUUACCAGUCUUGGAGGAAUUCAUACAACUGUACCAAAUCCAUUUUUACAAAUUGGAGAAAGCGAGGAUGACUAUUUACCAGCUUAUAUGUUGACUGAAGAAGCCGAUGAACGAGAAAGAUUAGGUAGACAAUAA